Molecule: messenger RNA, 2646 nt
Organism: Danio rerio (zebrafish)
Lineage: Eukaryota; Metazoa; Chordata; Actinopteri; Cypriniformes; Danionidae
Source: RefSeq, a predicted model, not a curated record
CUGUGUAUGCAUUUUGAUGAACUCAAAUUUCUGUUGCGCAUCCUCUUCUCGCUUGAAUCCACCAGAGGGUGCAAUAUUCACACCAGCCGACCAGACCAGCUUGCUGACUGACCCAUCCACCCCCUUCCCUAAACCCAUCCGAUAGUGUUUUCAGAAGCAAUCUAGAAAAAGAAAAGCCAUUGCGGCCAUGAGAUUUCACCACGUUUUCUGCCUGUUGUUUAUUUAUUUGCUUUUGUUUUACCUGCUUUCUGGAACCGUUUUUCAUUAGACUCGAACCUUAUCAUUGUGGUCAACUUAGCUCCAUGUCACAAGUCCAUCAGCAUCUGCAGCGAACUACUGGGCAAACUGGUAACACCGGAAAAGCCGUCCACACAGAGGUAAGCGGUCAGCUAGUAGCGCAAAAAUGAACAGAAGCCAUCUGUGGCGUCAUACCGCCCCGUAGCGGACUCUGGCUACAUAAUUUGCACUGUCCAGAAAUGUAGACAGGGGUACAUAUCCACAAUGAGCCUGUGUUGCAAAUAAAAUCAUACUUUAUAGGUGCUGAUAUACAAAAAGCUGAUAAUAAGACACUUUAUUAGUGAGAUUAGUUCUGUGUUCAAUAUUUCAAAAGUUUAAUACAAAUCAUUAAGCCUGUUUUGGUAAAGGAGCAGACGAUGUCUCAGUCAGUGAACAUCUCUCUCAUGAAAAAUAUAAUCUAAAACGUCCCUCUGACUUGAUUGUGAUGUAUCUUCCUAAAGGAGAGUAAACAUGAGCUGCUUUUCUCCAUCUGACUCGCUCUGCGUUUAAUCUCACUGCUGUUUAUAGCCAACAAGUGAGAUAUUUAAGAGCUCUCACUUGUGAGUUGUCUUGCGUUCCUAUGGGAAGCUUCAUGCGAAACAUGUUGAGUCCUAUGUUAAAGUGGGCCACACAGAGAGCGUCUGAUGGCUGCGUCCCGGAGCUGAACUAAAAGCCAGCAUUGUUCUGCUUUCCUCCCACGAAGAUCUGGAAACAUCACAGCUAAUCUGAGGAGAAUCAGGCCUGUGACGUCUGCAGAAAGCACACUCGUAAUCUGGCAGAUCACUUAAAGCUGUCUUCUGCGUUUUUACGUCUUCUCUAGAUAAUGUAAGUGGCACUGCCAUGAGGAUUUCCUAAGGGUUUACUUUUAUUAUUGUCCUCCAGUAUUGUAAAAAUGCUGAUUUCAUUUAACAGUGUCAUUUUUAUUUCUUCCAGGUCAUCUAAAAAGAGAUUGGAGAACAAUAAAUCUGGAAACUUUGAGGAGACUGGCGCUCUGUGUUUGCGGACAUCAUCAUCAUCAUCAUCAGCGCUGUCCAGUGAGGAUGAGGAUGUUGUGUUGCAGACGGGUUCUCCAGCAGUGGGUCUUUGCUCUGUUUUUACUGUGUUCUCCUGUCCCGCACCACGGCCGGCCCGUCGAUGCCCUCAGCAGCCGAAUGAAGCGUUCAGUGACCCACGCUCAGCUGAUGCAUGAUAAAGGCCGAACGCUGCAGGAUUUUAAGCGGCGCAUGUGGCUGCAGGAGCUCCUGCAUGAAGUGCACACCGCAGAGAUCCGGGAGGCGCAGCAGCCCAGGGGCGGAGUCAGCAUCAGCAGUGGUGCAGGGGGCGGGGUCGGGACUGGAGUCUCCAUCACACUGCCUGCAGGAGUAGGCGUGUCCACUGGAGCAGGUACCGCCCACCCCAAACCCGCCGGCGGCACCAAAAACCUGCCUAUAGGCUUUGGGCUGGAAGAUGAGGAGGGCACAAACCUCCCGCAGGAGACCCACAAAUCCCAGAACUACAAGGACAACAUGAUGAAGGGCAUCCGGAGGAAGAAGAAGAGCCGCACGGGGAAGAGGAGAGAAGGAGAAAAGAGGAAGAGAAGAGCUCGAUCACUGCAGGAGUUCAGCAGCGGCGUCCAUCUGCAGCCGUACAGCUGCUAAAACACUGUCAGACUCUGACGACGAUCGUGAGGACUUGGACGCCUAAAUGCUCACGUCCACUGUAAAAGUGAGAGGAAAAUAUUUAUUGCCUGUAAAUAAUCUCAAAGUGACAAAGACAAAUAUCGAUACUGCAUUAUUUCAGCUCUGCGGAGCCACAGAUUUGGAUCCUUGUGAAUACUUUGCUUUAUUUUUUCCUUUUUAUCCUUUUAUUUUAGGACUAUGCCUCUAUUACGGUGUCAGAAUUCCUGUAAUUUAUUUUGUUUGAAUGGUGUAUUUAUUUUGUAAAGGUAUCAAGGUGCUGCUGACCUUCUAUAUUUUUGUACUAUAAUGCACUUUAGAUAUAUAAAUCUAGAAAUAUAUAACAAGUCAUGUUGUUUAAUGGACGUGUUUUGUGGUUGAGUUGAAUGAAGAAGACUACAGAGUCACCCUGGUGUUUGUUUAUCAGCUUUCACAUCUGUGUUUCUGUCACAAACCCUAGUGAGCUCCCUAUCUAGGCAGCAUCAGAGUGAGAGAUGUUCACUAUUGAGGGUCCGCGUUGUAGAAAUGGGUCAUAUUCAGGCCCUAAUAUUUGAGCUGUGUGUAAAAUGUGCGUCUAUGUAGAUUCAAGUUUUUACAAACAAAAUAUAUUAAAUCUGAUCAUUUUUAUUUAAAUUAGCAUUUUCUGCAUUUUUUUAAACCUCCUUGUCAGUUGGCAUUUCUGUGUGGAGUUUGCAUGUUCUCCCCAUGUUGGCAU